Messenger RNA from Pseudovirgaria hyperparasitica, 7035 nucleotides. Its product is annotated as P-loop containing nucleoside triphosphate hydrolase protein. Gene Ontology annotation, molecular function: ATP binding; ATP hydrolysis activity; helicase activity. Lineage: Eukaryota; Fungi; Ascomycota; Dothideomycetes; Acrospermales; Acrospermaceae. The transcript is spliced from 7 exons. The coding region runs from base 1 to 6996 and encodes 2331 amino acids. The record is from RefSeq and is a predicted model, not a curated record.
AUGUCGAACGAAACUGCUUCAGCUAUUGACGUGGCUAGGCUACGCAAAGUAUUCUUGAGCUUUGUUGGCGGGUCCAGAGCGAUUAAAAGUUCCAAUGAAGCAGAACUGUUCGUUCGGUCGCUCCUUGGAGCAGAAGAUAGGAUCAGCUCGUUCGAAAGGCUUGCGGCAUCGCAGAACGGUCUGCAGGCGCUGAAGAUGACCCUUCGUGUGAACAUCACGCCGCAAUUCAUGAAUGAGACAGGCUCUCAGCUCCUCUUGUCUCUCGCAUCCGACGAAAUCAAACAACUUUGUGGUGGACAGCUGUUGCGAGAUCUGCUGAUGGUCGUGGUUGACCCGCCGACGUUUUGGGUGGCGCUAGUAGGAGCUUUCCGCAACCGAGGCCUUUCAGAAAACGGCACAAAGGCGUUUGCGACCCUUCUUCAUUUGCUCUUAAUCUCAUUCUCGACUGUUUCCAUUCCAUCAGAUAUCAUUGAAAUAUCCCAAGAAUCUCUCACAGCUGGGGGCGGGCUAUUAGCCUCAUCAAAUUCUGACAUUCGCAGUGUCGCGUACAAAAUUCAAGAUGUGCUCAACAGCAAACGAUCAGGAGUUUACUCCGGGGCUAUCAUCAAGCCUGGCGGCCGUCACGACAACGACUUUGAGGACUAUCGCAAGAUUGCUAUCUUCCCAACCGCUGAUGAGUUUCUCUCAAGGGACCCGGCGUACUACUUGCAAGCUGAUUCAGUUCUCGCUGUAGAACCUGAUAAGCGGGCGGCCGUCCAUGUUGACAACCAGUUUCGUCUCCUGAGAGAGGAUAUGCUGGCAGAAUUACGCGAGGAGCUAAAAGUUGCGAUGGGACGUAAACAAGGGCGGCGAGCCUCUGUGAGUCUGGGAGGAUUGGUGUUUCACGGGAUACAAUGCGGCAGCGACACCAGAAGAAGGCCUGCUUCGAUUGCGCUGCGGUGCUACAAAGGAUUUCCUAAGCUGCCCUACGAUCUGGAGGCUCGUAAGCGCUUCUUUGAAGAGAAUAAAAACAUACUGAAACACGACUCUUUCGGUUGCAUUCUCGCGUCAAAUGAGAUUGUUGCAUUUGCCAUUGUAGAACGAAAUACGGACUUCCUAGCAAAGAGCCCCCCAGUACUAUUACUGCAAGUAUUCGGGGGGUCCGCAAUGCUUAAAACACUACUCACUCUAAAGAUGACUCAUCAAGACAACCUCCAGUUCGUUCAAGUCGACACACCGUACUUCGCGUACGACCCAAUUCUCAGGAGGCUACAACAGAUCACAUCAUUGCCAUUAUCCGGUCAGCUCCUCCAAAGCGAUGACAUCCGUAGCGUAGCUCAAUCACCCUUUGCUCCCCUUGACCUCAUUGAAGAUAUUGAAUCGUGUUCUGGUCAAAAUCUGCGUACGCUCCUCCGUCUCUGUAUCGACGUGUAUCUAGAUCCUUCGCAGAUACAAUCCCUUAUCUCCGGUUUGAAGAACCAGGUGAGCCUGAUUCAAGGACCUCCAGGCACUGGUAAAUCGUUCAUUGGCGCACUACUGAUUAUGGUCCUGUUUCACCAUACCGAUGAGAAAAUACUAGUUCUGACGUAUACGAAUCAUGCACUGGAUCAAUUUCUCGCCGACAUUAUGAAGAUUGGCGUUCCUGAAAGUGUAAUGCUUCGCCUUGGAUCGAAGUCGACGGAGGCAACUAAGCAAUUAUCCCUCUAUGAGCAAUCCUCGUCUUAUCGUCGAACCCAUGACCAGUGGCAUACAUUCAACUCCCGUCGGGAAAGAGUAGACAAUCUCGACGACAGGCUUGAAAAGCAGUCCGCAGAUUUCAGGAACUUGAGAGCACCUAAAGAGGAAAUCAUGAAUUAUCUCGAGUGUUCAGAUGACUAUCACUUCUACAAUGCCCUGAGUGUUCCGAGUAGCGAUGACGGAAUGAGAAGAAUAGGGCGAAAAGGGAAAGAAGUUGACCAAUUCUACCUUCUGGACCAAUGGUUGGCAGGUCAAGAUCGAGGGAUCUUCAAUGAUGCCUCGAAUACAGAAUUCGAAAACGUCUGGCGCAUGGAUGUUGCUGCUCGAAGGGAAUGCUACGAUAGAUGGACACUUGAAUUCUAUAAGGAAGGGGCCACUCUCCUGCAAGAUGUGCUACAUGAUUACAGUGAAGCUUAUGAACAGUUCACUGAAUCAAAAGGACAGAAACAUGCCGAGAUCAUUGCAUCAAAGCGAAUUAUUGGCUGUACUACAACUGCUGCGGCAAAAUACUCAAAGGAGCUGCUCAGUGCAAAACCUGGAAUUGUGUUGGUUGAAGAAGCCGGAGAGAUACUUGAAGCGCAUAUCCUUACAGCACUUUCUGCAAAGACGAAGCAUCUAGUACUGAUUGGCGACCACAAGCAACUUCGUCCAAAGGUGAACAACUAUGCCCUGACUAUCGAGAAAGGUGACGGAUACGACCUCAAUAGAUCUCUCUUCGAACGCCUAGUCUUGAAUGGCUUCCCGCAUUCCACUUUGGCUAAACAGCAUCGCAUGCGCCCUGAGAUUUCUACUUUAGUUAGACGACUUACAUAUCCGAACCUCGAAGACGCAACUAGCACGAUGAACCGGCCAUCCAUCCGUGGACUUCAGUCAAACGUUGUGUUUCUCAAGCAUUCUGUGCCUGAACUCCAACAAGAUAAGAUUAGGGAUCGACGCGAUGAGGGGUCAAAAGUCAGCCGCCAGAAUUUGUAUGAGGCUGAAAUGGUCCUUAAAGUCGUCCGAUAUUUGGCGCAGCAAGGCUAUGGCACCGAUCAACAAGUCGUUCUCACGCCGUAUUUGGGUCAACUAGGUCUUCUGUUGAAAUUGCUCCUGACAGAACAUGAUCCGGUACUGAACGAUCUGGAUUCAUUUGAUCUUGUCAGAGCUGGGUUAGUGCCCAAGGCGAGCGCAUCUGCGAAGAAGACAAAAUUGCGUGUGUCUACAAUUGACAACUUCCAAGGCGAGGAGAGCGAUCUCAUCAUAGUGUGUCUUACACGUAGCAACCCGGAAGGCGAUAUCGGAUUCAUGUCUGCACCUGAGCGGCUUAACGUGCUUCUUUCUCGCGCACGGGAUGGUCUCAUAAUGAUAGGCAAUAGUGAUACCUUUGUGAGCAGCAGGAAAGGCAAGUCGGUUUGGGGCCCUUUCAUGCAGCAGUUGAGUGAUGCUGGCCAAGUUUUUGAUGGCUUACCUGUGAGAUGCCAGCGACACCCUGCCAAAGCUACGGUCUUGAAAACUGGCGAAGACUUUGAGAACGAAUGCCCUGAUGGAGGAUGCUCUGAACCUUGUACCGUCAUACUUAAUUGCGGAAUACACAUUUGCCCCCAAAAGUGCCAUCAGCUGGCUGAUCACUCUAAGGUUGAAUGUACUCAUGUAAUCCAUGAUAAAUGCUCGAAAGGCCACAAAAUGUCGUGGCAAUGCUCGAAAAACACAGCACGUUGCCGGAAAUGUGCAGUCGAGGAUGCAAUACGUGAAAAACAGCGUCAGCGGGACGAAAGACUUACUGCCGAAAGGCAAAGAAGACAAGACGCUUAUGCCCGCGAGUUGGCCACGGUUGACGACGAGAUCGCUCAUGAGCGGCGCUUGCAGAGAGAAUUGAGAGAAGAAACCGAAGAGCAGCGUCACCUACGGCAACGCAAGAAAGAUCUUGAAGAGGCAAAGAAACUCACCACUACAUCUUUGACAACGAAGUCCAUGGCGAAAGAGAAAGAUCAAGUUAGCAGGGUCCAGGACACGCAGGCCCAGUCAUCUACUAGUAAUAACGCUGGGACUAUGGACGACCAGGUGAUUGCGAGCACUUCAGACAAACAUAGCACUAAGCCUCACUCUAAAGCACGCGAAGAGUGGGAGUACCAGAAGAAGCAUGAAAAUGCAGACAGCAAAGAUCUCGAUGACUUGAUGGGGAUGAGUGGGCUAGAGAGCGUCAAAAAUCAGGUGCUUACUAUCAAAACCAAAAUUGACACCUGUAUAAGACAAGGAACUGACUUAAGGAGCGAGCGUUUCGGUGUGUCGCUACUUGGGAAUCCCGGGACAGGAAAGACGACGCUUGCAAGACUGUACGCUCGGUUUCUUGGGAGCGUAGGCGUUCUGCCGGGUACAACCAUCAAGGAGACGACAGGCGCCAGACUUGCCAAUAGCGGAGUAUCUGGAUGUCAAAAGCUUAUCGAAGAUGUUCUCAACGAAGGUGGUGGAGCUGUCUUCAUUGACGAAGCUUAUCAACUGACUUCGGGAUCCGGUAUCGGCGGUACCAGCGUGCUGGACUUCCUCUUAGCUGAGAUUGAAAAUCUCACUGGUAAAAUCGUCUUCAUCUUAGCUGGAUACAACAAACCAAUGGAAAAGUUCUUUGCUCACAACGAGGGUCUUCCAAGCAGAUUCCCCUACUCUUUCGCCUUUGGGGACUAUAGUGAUGAGGAGCUUCGACAGAUCUUCGUCUAUCAGAUACAAAAGCGGUACAAUGGACGAAUGAAGGUUCAAGAUGGCUUGGACGGCCUGUUCGCUCGCAUAUUUGCACGACGUAUCGGGUACCUACGAGGCAAAGAAGGCUUUGGCAAUGCUCGCGCCGUCGAAAACGCCCUUUCGAAGGCUCUUGGCCGUCAGGCUGAACGACUGAAAUUAGAGAGGCGUGGUGGAACCCAACCUGAUGACAAUUUUUUAUCAAAUGAAGACCUGCUAGGACCUAACCCCGGGGAAAAGUUAGAAGAUUGCCAAGCAUGGAAGAAGCUCAAAGCAAUGAUCGGAUUGCAAUCAGUCAAAGAAACUAUCAGUGCACUGAUGGAGAGCAUUCAAUCCAACUAUGAGAGGGAGUUGGCCGAAAAGCCUCUUAUCAAAUUCAAUCUCAAUCGUAUCUUGAUAGGUUCGCCAGGUACAGGAAAAACAACUGCCGCGAAACUGUACGGUCAAGUCUUGGCUGACAUUGGCAUGCUCUCAAGUAGCGAUGUCGUCAUCAAAAAUCCAUCAGAUUUUGUUGGUGAUGUACUUGGAGCAUCAGAAAGGAAUACUAAGGCCAUUCUGGCAGCGACUCAGGGGAAAGUCCUAGUCAUUGACGAGGCUUAUGGUCUUUCUAGUGGUGGCAGCAACAGCGGCAGCGGAGGAGGUUCCGAUAUCUACAAAAGUGCUGUUAUUGAUACCAUAGUGGCGGAAGUACAGAGCGUUCCAGGAGAGGAUCGUUCUGUGCUACUUCUAGGAUACAAAGAGGAAAUGGAGACUAUGCUCCAGAGCGUAAAUCCGGGGCUCAGUCGCCGCUUUCCCAUGGACGAGGCCUUCGUGUUCGAAGACUUUUCUGACGCGGAAUUGGAACAGAUUUUCGAGUUGAAGCUCAAUGCCUCGAGUUUCAGUACUAGUGCACUUGGGAAAGAGACUGCCAUGGGGGUUUUGAAACUAGCACGAAACCGUCCCAACUUCGGUAAUGGUGGAGCAGUCGACAUUUUGUUAAAUACUGCAAUGGGUCGUCACCAACAACGACGUCGGAGAAACCAGAUCAAGGACAAAACAACGCAGUACAUCUUGGAACCCACCGAUUUUGACCCAGACUACAAACGUGGAGGCUCUGUUACUACCAAUGUGCGCAUGUUGUUUCAAGAUGUAGUUGGGUGCGAAGAUCUCAUUGCAAAGUUUGAAGGGUAUCAGCGUAUUACUGCAAACCUCAACUCGCUAGGUGAAGACCCACGCGAAAGUUUACCAUUCAAUUUUCGCUUCUGUGGACCUCCUGGGACCGGAAAAACUUCUACAGCUAGGAAGAUGGGCAAGAUCUACUACGAUAUGGGUUUCUUAGCCACAGCUGAGGUUUUGGAAGUCUCCGCCACUGAUCUUGUUGGUCGGUAUGUCGGAGAAACGGGGCCAAAGACAAGGACGUUAUUUGAGAAAGCCCUAGGCAAAAUUCUCUUUAUCGACGAAGCAUAUCGCCUUGGCGAGGGAUCAUUCGCUACUGAGGCCAUGGACGAAAUCGUUGACUUGCUAACAAAACCAGCUUUUGCGCAGAAGUUGAUUGUAAUCCUAGCAGGUUAUGAUACACACAUCAAGAAAUUAAUGCAAUCUAACCCGGGGCUCUUGAGCCGCUUUCCCGAGACCGUUCAUUUCAAAGGUCUGGAAGUCGAGGACUGCGUCAACCUUCUUUCUGCCAGGCUAAAGAGGAAGAAACACGUCGAUGUUCGAGUCCUAGAGCUACCGGAUAAGAAAUUUGAGACCCAGCUGAAGGCGCGGAUUGGUGAUCUUACAAACACGGAUGGAUGGGCAAACGCGCGGGAUGUCGAGACCUUAGCAAAGAACGUCUACCGGGACGCCAUCAACACAAAGGACAUACAGGGCCAAACUUCUCUCGUCCUAACCGAAGACAUGAUUCUCAAUGCUGUUAAAAGGAUGCUUGCGGAACGCUCUUGUCUUCCUUCUGCUGUACGAGAAGGUCAAUGUCCCAGUCCAGGGGAUUUGCCACCAAUUGAGCCUCAACGGCCAUUAGAGCCUCCUAGGCCUCCAAUAUUCUCUACAGCUCCUCUGGCUUCGACUGAAGUGACGCAUCAAGAACCGCCUCCUCCUACUCCAGAGAAUCAAACAGAUGAGUCCUCAACAAAUCGGGACAGUGGUGUCUCGGAUAUUGUGUGGGCUGAGCUGCAACGGGCGAUCAAAGCUGCUGAGGUACAGAAUGCGUCUUUUCACGAGCUGAUUACAGAGUUCGAGACGUUGCACGCGCAAGUUGAAUGUCUGAAGAAGCAAGAAACAGAAAAUAAUCAGCGACGGCAGCAUGCUGAGAAUGCCGCUAUAUCGCAUGAAGACGAUGCUGAACGUCGUAGAUUCGAACUUGAGCGGAUACAGCGUGUUAAAAAGAUGCAAGAAAUGGAAGAGCAACUGCGAAGGAAAGAGCAGGAACGAAGAAAGAUUGAGGAGCAGAGACAGAAAGAAGCUCAGGCGCAACGGAAGCUGAAGCAAAUGGGGGUAUGUGUCGCAGGUUUCCGAUGGAUCAAGCUGGCAGAUGGGUACAGAUGUGCAGGUGGUACUCAUUGGGUUUCCGACGCAGCGCUUGGCUUAUCGUAAUGACUGCAUGUUCUAUCCAUGUAAGUAAGUGUGGGGUCC